Messenger RNA from Polyodon spathula (Mississippi paddlefish), 3329 nucleotides. RefSeq names its product methyltransferase like 13 (gene mettl13). The record is from RefSeq and is a predicted model, not a curated record. The transcript has 8 exons. Gene Ontology annotation, molecular function: S-adenosylmethionine-dependent methyltransferase activity. Lineage: Eukaryota; Metazoa; Chordata; Actinopteri; Acipenseriformes; Polyodontidae. Bases 501 to 2612 code for a protein of 703 amino acids.
GGAAACAGCGGUUGAUCACAAACUCACAUGGUGACAGGAGCUUUGAGAUAAAGCUUAUCAAAUCUAGUCAAUGUUGUAAGAUCACUAAUCAAAGUGCUGCAGAUCAAAGCGCAGGGAUUGCAAAUCGUUAUGAAUAGGCUACAGCGGUAACAGUUACCGUGCAGUGUUGAAGUUCUUUCUUUAAACUCGACAAGCGGUCAGGCUGGUGUCUGAUCAGUUACCGGUGUAUCUGGAGUGAGUUUCUAACAGGUUUACAGAGUCUGUAAUAGCACAGGAUGCUGGUAUUUUGUUUUUCGGAGUGUUAGUUUGCUGUGGUAGAGCAGAUUGAUUGCCGGUAUUAUUAGAAAGUAUCCCACACGUCUUCCGCACACAUUCCCGAGUGGAAGUGGAAGAGGCGCUUUGUGGGUUCAGCCAGCACGCCGUGGAACGCCCCUGCCUCGGUCCAGUCAGUACAUAUAGACAGAUAUUUCAUUUGAGAGAAGCAUCGACAACACGACAGGAUGAACUUGCUACCCAAGAGCUCGAAGGAGUUCAGCUCGGCGGAGUACUGGGAGAAAUUCUUCAAGAAGCGCGGCGACAAGUCCUUCGAGUGGUACGGGACCUACACGGAGCUGUGCGGAGUCCUGCACAAAUACAUCAAACCGACUGACACGGUGCUGGUGGUGGGCUGUGGCAGUUCGGAGCUGAGUGAGCAGCUGUACGACGCAGGCUACCGCGACCUGACCAACAUCGACAUCAGCACGACGGCGAUCGCCCGCAUGCAGGAGCGCAACUCUGCACGGCGGCCCAGCAUGACAUUCCUGUGCGUCGACGCCCAGCGCAUGGAGCCCUUCGCUGACGGCAGCUUCCAGGCCGCUCUGGACAAGGGCACGCUGGACGCCCUGGCGCCGGACGGCUCUCCGGACACUGUGGAGCGCGUGGGGCGGGUGUUCGCGGAGGUGGGCCGCGUGCUGAGAGUCGGGGGGCGCUACGUGUGCGUGACCCUGGCCCAGGAGCAUGUGCUGAGGGCUGCUGUGGAGCACUUCAGUGGGGAGGGCUGGGCAGUGAGAGUGCACAGGGUGGAGGGGCAGGAGGGAGGGUUCUGCCUGCCUGUGUUUGUACUGGUCUGCACAAAGUUCCGCCGGCCAGCAGAGGGCAGCGCUGCGCUGCCCCAAAUCCUGGAGGUGUGCGAGGGGGAGGAGGGCCCCCCCAGGAGGCUAGGGGCCCCGGAAGAGCUGCUGGGCGCGGUGAUGGAGAUUCAAGCCUACGCUCUUCUCCGGAGCCAACUGGCCUCACACACGGACCCUGCCCAGACACCCACCCUGCAGCUCUGCCACACCCACACCGGCCAGCCACGAUACUCCUGCCACGUCGUGGACAGCCCUGCCGGCGCCACGCUGCACAGAGCCAGCCAUUUCGCUGUGUUUAUCGUGCCCCAGGGCCGGGAGACGAAUUGGCUGUUUGGCACAGCUGAGGGGCGGAGCCAGCUUGCUGGCAGCGCCGGGUUCCGCAGACUGGUUGUCGUGGCAAUGCACCGAGACCAGGAGUACCAGGACAUGCAGGCCAUCCAAUCGGAGCUGUCUGCCAAGGUGAUGGAGCUAGCACCACCUGGACUGCCAGCCAAUCACCAGGUCCCGUUCCUGUCAGUAGGGGGCGACCUGGGCGAGCGGUCGGUGAUGCACCGGGGCUCGAGCACGUUCAGUGGAGACUUCGUGGUGGAGGAUGUGCGCGGCGACGAGGGGCGGCUGUACCGCAGGCUCAUCUUCCUGAGCAACAGCAGCGUGGUGCAGUCUGAGAGCCUGCUGAGGGAGACCGGUAACCCAGCAGGCUCAGGGCGCAAGAGGAACAGGAAGAAGAAAGGCCAGCGGGCGGAGUCGGUGCAGGCUCCUCCCCUGAAGGGGCGGGGUCAGGCCGUGGACAGGAGCUUCCUGUGCUGCGCGCAUCAUCGGGUGAUGGUGUCGGGGCUAGCGCUGCUGAGGGGGAGGGGCAAAGACCUGGCAGAGAGCCCUGUGUCGGUGCUGCUGGUGGGGCUGGGCGGGGGGGCGCUGCCCCAGUUCCUCCACGACUACGUGCCCGGGUCCCGGGUGCAGGUUCUGGAGAUCGACCCGGCCAUACUGCAGGUGGCCUCGGGGUGGUUCGGGUUUGAGCAGGACGACAGGCUGAGUGUAACGUGUGUCCUGUGUGUCUCAGCAGUGACGACAACCUUCCAAUGUCCUUUGCGUAGGAACUGCACCUAUGAUGUCAUCAUGUUCGACGUGGAUAGCAAGGACUCCUCUCUGGGGAUGAGCUGUCCUCCACCUGCCUUUGUGGAGCAAUCUUUUCUGGAGAAAGUCAAAAGCAUUCUGACCCCGCAAGGUAUGUUUGUUCUGAACCUGGUGUGUCGGGACCCUGCCCUGCGUGUCGGGGUGCUGUCUGUGCUGCGGGGGCUGUUCCCCCUGAUCUACGACUGCGGGAUUGAGGACGAGGUGAAUGAGAUCCUGCUCUGCCAGCAGGGGCCCCAGGAGCAAGCACUGACCCCCCCAGAGCUGCUCUCGGCCGGCCAGGCCCUGCAGGGGGUGCUCCGGAGGCCAGGGCAGCCCUGGGACAGCAGCCUUGACAUCGCCGCCCUGCUGGAGAACCUGAAGAUCGCUUGACGGGACACUCGGACCCACAGCCAUCACAUCCCAGGAGGGGUCUUUAUUGUGCAAGCCUUGUGAGGCGCAUUCAGAAAUACAAAAUAAAGCUGAUAAGUUCAGUGACAAAUGUUUAGAGUGGGGGGUUUUCUCAUUGUCUUCAAUAGCACAGCGUUUCUAACAGAACGACACAAACGAGUCAUUGAAGACACUGAGAAGGACUUCCAAUGGAUUCCAUUUCUGUAGUGUCUCUAGAUGUGUCCCUGUCAGUGGUGAUUGUGUGUGUUAGUUGUGCUGACACUCUGGAGAGCUGACUGACAAGCAAGAUGAUGCUAGCAAGGCAUUGCAACGCCUCUGUUUGACACAGCAAGCCAGCCCCUGUCCACAUGUCUCCUCUGUUUGACACAGCAAGCCAGCCCCUUGUCCACAUGUCUCCUCUGUUUGACACAGCAAGCCAGCCCCUGUCUACACAUCUCCUCUGUUUGACACAGCAAGCCAGCCCCUUGUCCACAUGUCUCCUCGGUUUGACACAGCAAGCCAGCCCCUGUCUACACGUCUCCUCUGUUUGACACAGCAAGCCAGCCUCUGUCCACACGUCUCCUCUGCUUGUUUGUAUUUCUGAUUCCCUGAUUGGAUGCAGCUUCUUGAAUGAAGUUAAUGUUAUGCAGAGUGAAGGAGCCUCGUCUGCAAUUCAAAACACUCAGACCACGAAAAACUCAAUAAAACAACUUUCAUACA